Molecule: messenger RNA, 735 nt
Organism: Uloborus diversus
Lineage: Eukaryota; Metazoa; Arthropoda; Arachnida; Araneae; Uloboridae
Product: zinc finger protein 716-like
Exons: 4
Coding region: 1-735 (244 amino acids)
Cellular component (GO): nucleus
Source: RefSeq, a predicted model, not a curated record
AUGCUUGUGAACCUGAAAGAGCACUUGCGAACGCAUACUGGCGAGAAGCCAUUUUCCUGUGAAAUGUGCUCUAAAAAAUUCUCUAAACUAGCAAACCUGAAAGAACACUUGCGAACCCAUACAGGCGAAAAGCCAUUUUCAUGUGAAGUGUGUUCUAAGGAAUUUUCUAAACUAGGCAACCUGAAAAGACACUUGAGAACCCAUUCUAAGAUCCAUGAUGGCUCUGUAAAAAACUAUUCCUGUGAACAUUGCUUGAAGGCAUUUUCCCAAUCAUCGAACUUAAUGGCACAUUUAAAAACCCAUACUGGCGAAAAACCAUUUGCCUGUGAACAAUGCUCAAUGGCAUUUUGCACCUCUUCGAAGUUAAAAGGACAUAUGAGAAUCCACUCUGGGGAGAAACUGUAUUCCUGUGAAUAUUGCUCAAAAACAUUUUCCUAUGCUUCUGACUUAAAGAGGCAUCUGAGAAUUCAUACGGGAGAGAAACUAUAUUCAUGUGGAUAUUGCUUAAAGGCAUUUUCCUAUGCUUUUGGUUUAAAGAGACAUCUGAAAAUUCAUACGGGAGAGAAACUAUAUUCAUGUGAAUAUUGCUCAAAGGCAUUUUCCCAAUCAUAUAACCUAAUGGCGCAUUUGAAAACUCAUACUGGCGAGAAACCAUUUGCCUGUGAACAAUGCUCAAUGAAGAAAUCAGUUUUAUUAAUCGGUGAAAUGGAAGGAACUUUGUACAGAUCCAACUGA